UAGGCAAUAAACAGUGGAAUAAUCCCACCCCUGAGAGUGGCAGAUAUUGUGGGAGGAAGGAGGGCAUAGCCCUGUCAGGCAGAAAUUAAUUUCCUUAAUCCUGUUUGUGGGGCCUAGGUAGCAUGCUGCCAAGCGUAGUAUAAAUACGCAGACAGAUGGGCGGACAUCAUAUGCUGGAAGCAGCAAUUUGAGAUCCGAUUUGUAGUUAGCCCCUAAAUUCACUCUGACGUCAGGCAGACGCAAGUGGCCAGCUUCGUGGGCAGCUGCUUACCCUCGUGGAAAAUCCAUGCCAAGUGCUGCCAGUCUGAUUUAGCAGCGUUCUACACCCCGCCUUGUGCCAGCUGUGCCCCGCUCUCUGCUCCUUCCUCCCUGUGCUAGACACAGGGUCAUGGUGAUAAGCCCUUUCAGCACCCCUUAGUCUCUGCUGCCUAAGGACCUGAUGUGUCCCUUGUAUAAGUGACAGAAGCUCACAGGCCCUUCUAUGGCACUGCAGCCUGGGAAAGCAGGAAAGCAGUGUCCUCAGACUCCCUCCCACCUUGUCUCUGCCCCCAGCGCUUCGCUGCAUCAGAGGCUGCAAGGAGGAGUGGCAGCUCUGUGUCAGGUAGGUGAGGACCCUACAUCAGAUGGGAGAGGAUUUCCCUGAGGGGUCAGUUUUGCCCAUUCAGAUGCCUUUUGUCUCCACCACUGGAGCAGCACAGAGUCAAAAAAUCAAACCAGCUUUUUGCAGGAGGAAGGCAAACCAGAAUCCAGCCCAGCAACCCCCACAGAGAUGCAUGUUAGAUCCAUCCACCUCAAUAUUCAUCCACAGACACAGGCAGGCUUGCACAUGCACAAAGGCACAGACAGACACAGAUGCCUACAGGCACACACAGAGACAUACUAUAUGCACAGUGACACAAAGACACAGAUCUCCUUGCCCAUGCUGACACACAGGCAUUCACCUGCAGACUCUGCUUCUCCAUUGCCCUCCAUACUCACAUCCAGGGAUGCAGGCUCACACUCUGCUUCUGUGUCUGGCCAGCAUGGAUAGCAACCAGAUACCCUGGAGUGGUGGUGCCCAAGGACAAAAUCCCCAGGCUGGGAUACCUGAUUGGCUUCAGCUGAAUCGCUCCUGAUUUUCCACUGUGUCAGUGAGGCCAGAAUCUAGCCUUGGGACUGAGAUCCCCUACAGGAUUCCCUGCCUAUUCUUAGUGCUUUCUUAGCACAGCCCUCCAGCAGCCUGGGAAAGGGUUAAACAUCCCUCUGAAUAAACAAGUGGCUACGUCUAGAGAUGCUCUGCAGGCAGAAGCAUAUGAGAAUCGCUUGGGAAUAGGGAGGAGAAGAGGGAGGGAAAAUGGGUGUGGGGGAAGCAUUUUCAGGGCAUGUCUAGCCCAUUCAUUACAGCACCUCCCUUCCCCACUGUGGUGCCCACCAAUCCAGGGAGGGUCUCUCAGCAGCUGGGCUGAAGUCCUAGAUCCUAGGAAAGGAGGGAGGCAGAGCGUAGGGGAGAUUUUGCAGGGAUGUUUAAUAUUCAGGUCACAUGACCAUGGCAGCAGCGGCAGCAGCAGCAUCCUUGCUUAUCUGAAAUAUCCAGUGGAGGAGAGGAAAAAAAAGAGAGAGAAGGAGAAAGAAAGAGAAAGAGAGAGAGAAAAAAGCAGAGCUUCUUAGCCAGCCAGGCUGCAUUGGUGUCUGGAUAAAAAAGUGGGGGGGAAAUCCCACCCCUCAGGAGCAGAUUCAAAGACAAAGAAAGAUUCAUGUUCAAAGGGCCAGCAGACACCAGGACUGACGCAGCUAUGUCUGACCUGGUGCCGGAGCCCCGGCAAAAACCAGUAGUGCCGAUGAAACCUGUUAGCAUUAAUUCCAACCUGCUGGGCUACAUUGGGAUUGACACCAUCAUUGAGCAAAUGCGCAAGAAGACCAUGAAGACAGGAUUUGACUUCAACAUCAUGGUUGUAGGUCAAAGUGGGCUGGGGAAAUCAACACUGGUGAACACUCUCUUCAAAUCCCAGGUGAGCCGCAAGUCUUCAGGCUGGAACCGCGAGGAGAAGAUCCCUAAGACAGUGGAGAUUAAAGCUAUAGGGCAUGUCAUCGAAGAAGGUGGUGUCAAGAUGAAGCUGACAGUAAUUGAUACCCCAGGAUUUGGUGACCAGAUCAACAAUGAGAACUGUUGGGAGCCAAUUGAGAAAUACAUCAAUGAGCAAUAUGAAAAGUUUCUGAAGGAGGAAGUGAAUAUUGCGAGGAAGAAACGAAUCCCAGACACAAGAGUCCACUGCUGCCUCUACUUCAUUUCUCCCACAGGUCACUCCUUGCGACCUUUGGACCUGGAGUUCAUGAAACAUCUCAGCAAAGUAGUAAACAUCAUCCCUGUUAUUGCCAAGGCAGACACCAUGACCCUGGAAGAAAAGAUUGAAUUCAAGCAAAGGGUGCGCAAAGAACUAGAGGUGAAUGGGAUCGAGUUUUACCCUCAGAAGGAGUUUGAUGAGGACCUGGAGGAUAAAACAGAGAAUGACAAAAUCAGGCAGGAAAGCAUGCCAUUUGCAGUGGUGGGCAGUGACAAGGAAUACCAAGUGAAUGGCAAAAGAGUCUUGGGAAGGAAAACACCCUGGGGAAUCAUUGAAGUGGAAAACCUUAAUCACUGCGAAUUUGCCCUCCUUCGAGACUUUGUCAUAAGGACCCACCUCCAAGACCUAAAAGAAGUGACACACAACAUCCACUAUGAGACUUACAGGGCCAAACGACUAAAUGACAAUGGGGGCCUCCCCCCAAUGACCGUUGAGACAGAGGAAAACCAUGAAAGUAACCCAUGAAUUACCCUCUUCUUGUCACUCACUGUCUCUGGAUAUUACCACCCACCCUGACUGCCCUUGUCUUUACUGUGGGCCUGUCUUUGAAGCAUGUGGAACAUCCUCUGUGUGUGUGUGUGUGUGUGUGCGCGCGCGCGUGUAAGGGGGAUGGACAAAGAGCAUUUCCUCUGUCCUCCCCAGAAUGUGCUCCUUUCUGAUUUUGCACAGCAGACUUUGUCACCUUUCUCUCUUUCCUGUACCAUGGCUCAGUUAUAUGUCUUGGUUGUGGGAAGUCACAGAGAGAACUCUGGGAGGUGUAGUUUCUGGCGUUUGGGGUUCACUUUUUUGUCAGGAGCCCUGAGGGUCCUGUGCUUGCCCAUAUAAAAGCCAUGGACUUACUGCAAGGACAGUGGAGUCCGUGUACCCAGUGUCUUCAAGAUGGUGGUGGCAACCGUGAGCUUCAUUCUGGGCAGAAGAGUAAUUCCAUGGUGGAGGUGAAGGGGGGUUUAAUGGUCAGUCUGGGGGAAGUGAUAAGUGGUGGUGUUGUAUCCUCGCUUCUCAUUGUGGCCAUCGGAAGAGUUAGUUGUAAAAACAUGGAUGGGAUGGAAAGAAUAUUAUUGCCAUGUUUUCCAGUCUGGCCACUGAAUGGGAACAUGUGGUGGUGGGAGGAAAUAGCCAGUUAGAUCAAGGACAUUCAGAUUUGAUUUGAGAAGAAUCCAAGUACGUUGAGGAACAGGAAUAUUUUCUAAGGAGCAAACCCCUGUAAACCAUGCUGGAAAGAAUCCAUUUUUAAAAACAUUUUAAAAUCUAUUUCCAUGUGACGCCCAAAAGCUGCCUUUGAUUGUCACAUAGUCUCGAUCGUGCCUAGCCUCUGGCUUGUUCUGCUGUGAUUACCCUCUUUGGGCUGUUACAGCAGCCAAGAACAGUUGGAGUGCAGCAUGUUCUGGUCCUGCUUGUCCCUUCCUUAGUGGAUUCUUAUGGUGAGAGGAGUCAGGAAGCUACUCUGUGCCAAGCAAUAAGCUUCUACUUCGCUGGGAGUAUUUUCUGGGGACAAGUCCUGUCUAUUAUCCAGCCUCCAUGCUAUCAGAGGAGCACUCAUAGAUUGCAGAGGAAAAGAGCAGAGGGUUAAAGUGUUUCUGCCUUUGAUCUCUUGCAUUGGAACCCAAGAGAUACUUUCUGUUUGUGAAAGCAUUUCAUGUUUGCCACCCAGAGGUCCUGCUCUCUCUGCAGCUCCUUCCAUCCUUGUUGUCCUUUACCCAUAUUUUUCUGCUUUUCUGUCUUUCUCCUAUGUUUGCUCUCCUCCUCUCUCUCAUCUCCCUCUCUCUUCUUUCUUUCCCCUCAUUCUUUCUGUCCUCUCUCUUCUGUGCCUCCCCCUUACUUUCCCAAACUGCUUUAGUUCUCGUUUCUCUCAAUCUCUUCUCACAUUACCUUACUUCCUAUUUGGCUGCCUAUUGUUCUUCUGUAGCUGAUAUCUCCCAAAAGAUCUUGUAUGUAUUACUGGUGCGAGUUCAUUACAUGACAUCUGAAAGCUAUUGUUUUACUUUCCUAUCACAGGAGUGGGGUGGGGGAGAAGAUAAAAGCAAUGAAUAUUAAUUGAGGGACAAAUACUGAGGCCUUUACUAAGGACCAGAUUGUGGCAUUUAGCCACUGGCCAAAGGUAGACGUGUAACAAAUCAGCCAGGUGCCUGGGGCAGUAGGAUGCCUGGGGACAGAGAUGACUUCUAGCUGCUGCUGUGGUGCCAGCAUGGUGCCAACUGAUAUUUUUCUUCCCCUUACAAAUCAGCACCUAAGGUAACUCCCCAAGUUGCCCCGACCUAGUAGUUACACUAC
This is a messenger RNA of Gavialis gangeticus (Gharial), 4592 nucleotides long. It is a transcript of the gene SEPTIN3, whose product is annotated as septin 3. Gene Ontology annotation, cellular component: neuron projection; septin ring; presynaptic cytoskeleton. The transcript is spliced from 10 exons. Gene Ontology annotation, molecular function: molecular adaptor activity; GTP binding; GTPase activity. Gene Ontology annotation, biological process: cytoskeleton-dependent cytokinesis. Bases 1734 to 2786 code for a protein of 350 amino acids. The record is from RefSeq and is a predicted model, not a curated record. Lineage: Eukaryota; Metazoa; Chordata; Crocodylia; Gavialidae.